AUGGCUCCGUAUCCAGUUACUAUUUUCAACAAUAUUUUACAAACAGCCACGCAUCCCGUUGCCUUGAAAAUACACAGGAUUGUUCCGAUACCGAAGGAACCCAAUGUUACCACGAUGGAAAAGUUCAGACAAAUUGCUGUUUUGCCGGUUUUGAGAACAUUUCGACAAAUCUCUGAAUAUCUGGACCGCAAUAAUAUCCUCAGUGAAUGUCAGUACGGAUUUAAGAAGGUUUGUGGGACUGAGAAGGCGGCUGUGAACAUUAUGUCAGCUAUUUGUAACGGGCUGGAUGAGGGUACUAAAGGUGUCGGUGCUAUAUUUAAUGAUUUUUCAAAGGCUUUUGACCGUGUCGAUCACACAAUUUGGUUGGAUGAGUUACAAUAUUAUGGAUUUGGUGGAAAUACAUUACGGAUACUGGAAAGCUAUUUAGGAAACAGAAGACAGUUUGUACAAAUUAGAAGUCAAAAGAGUUCAGCAACACGGGUCAUGUAUGGGGUACCUCAAGAUGACAUUUGGCCUGUUUACGCUUACAAGAAUGACACAAUAUGGAAUAAUAUGGAACGUGAAGCUGCUUUUAUCAAUGAACAUGUCAGGAUAAAUAGACUAUUUUUGAAUGCAAACAAAACGAAAGUUAUACGUUUUCGACCCCAUUGCAGUGAGAACAACUUCGGUGUUAAAGUGAAUGCUUCUUUGGAAUAA
Molecule: messenger RNA, 696 nt
Organism: Stomoxys calcitrans (stable fly)
Lineage: Eukaryota; Metazoa; Arthropoda; Insecta; Diptera; Muscidae
Exons: 2
Coding region: 1-696 (231 amino acids)
Source: RefSeq, a predicted model, not a curated record